This is a messenger RNA of Anopheles maculipalpis, 1538 nucleotides long. Its product is annotated as tektin-4. Gene Ontology annotation, biological process: cilium assembly; cilium movement involved in cell motility. The transcript has 6 exons. The coding region runs from base 1 to 1536 and encodes 511 amino acids. Gene Ontology annotation, cellular component: microtubule cytoskeleton; nucleus. The record is from RefSeq and is a predicted model, not a curated record. Lineage: Eukaryota; Metazoa; Arthropoda; Insecta; Diptera; Culicidae.
AUGGCUCAACUCAACUGUCCACCCUGUACGCCGUGCGCUUCCGUGUGUAUUGAACAUCAACCGAUUCAAACAGAAACUUCCGUCGAUAAUCCGUUUCAUAAACCCAGGGAACCAACGGAUGCGGACAUUCAUGCAUACCAGCAAGAGCUGCAAACGAGUCCCGUCGGAUUGCCUGCGAGUGAUCCACCUCCGUACCUUCCGCAACGGGUCGGUAAUUCGGACGGGUAUCCUUUGGCGAAACCGAUGGGACCGAUUGGUCCUUGGGCGACAGGCCGAGUCGAUUGGGGCGCACUUUCCGGUCAAACCGGAACACGUCCCGUGGUCAAUCAGUACUCAAUUACGCGCUACAGCGUAGACGAAUGGCGCCAGCGGAAUGCGAACAUGAUAAAUGCAUGCGAAUCCACUGUCGACCAAAGCGUGCAGGUGGAAAAUGCAAGCAAAAAUACCAUCAUCCGUACGUACGCUAUAGCGGACAAGACGCAAACGGAUUGCACACACAGUUUGCACGUGCGGGCCAAAAAUAUUGACAAUUUAAAAUGUGAACUGAAUCGCGCCAUUUCUAGCAUGCAGGAAGAAAUUGCAGCCCUGGAACGACAACGGCGACGUUUGAAGCAGUCACUAGCCGUACUUCGUAUGCCAGAAGCUAUCGCGAACGAAUGUUUGGAACGCCGUACAGGACGCCCGGACACGGAGCUGAUUCGCGAUCGACCGGAAGAAGAACUGAUACAAGAGAUCAGUUUGAUUUCAGAGAUUAAAGCGAUUCUACUUCAGACGCUUGCCAACAUUGAGCAACAACAGAGCGAUAACCGGGCCGUACGGCAGCGGAUGGAAUUUGAUUGGAGCGAGAAAAAGGUGGCUCACGAAAACGAUGCCAUUAAUUGCAAUCUUCGCAACCAGUCAACGAACACGUUGUUCAAACCCGGUGCUACCAGAUGCUCGAAUGAGCAAUCGACAGAAAUUUAUUGGGAAAAAUUUACACGUGAAACGCUAGACUUGUACCAGAACUGUCGUCAUAAAUCGGAACAGUUACGGAAUACACUGGAUGCGAUACUUUCGAACGCUGCUAGAGAUUUGCGUACACAGGCCGAUAGUGUGGAGCGAGCACUAGCUACGCGUAUCUCAUGCAUGGAAGAAAUACGAGAAAAACUAGAGAUAGAUCUUCGGACGAUUUUGCAGCGUUUGGCCGACACCGAAAUACAAAUCGAAAAGCUAAGAGUAGCCAUAAGAAACAUGGAUUACUCAAUGAUGGUUGUGCAAACGCGUCUCGAUAAUCGUAACCAACGUCCGAGAGUGGAAAACUGUCGAGAUCAGCCGCAAAAUUUACUGAUUGCCGAGGUUAAGUCGCUUGAGGUGGGAACUUCAGCGAUGAACGCUCAGCUCAAACAGGAGGAGGACGUAAAGCAAGAGCUUGUCAACCGUCGCAAUGAGUUGGAACGGGAAAUCAUGCUAAAGCGGCGCACUAUCGCAAUCGAUCGAGACCGGUGCCAGCUGCUGCGGUCGCAUUUUCCAUCAUCCACUGCUUUGAGUGGUUACUGAAU